AUUAUAAGAUUCCAAACCAUCAUAUCCCCUCUCCUUUCCUAAAACCAUAGUUUCCCAACUUGCUUAUUCUUCCCUGCACUUCAAUCAAUUCCCAAUUUGCCUAGCUAGGUUUCACUACAUAAUCAAUUCAAACUGUUUUCUGCACCUCAUCUCUUGUUAUUACCACUCUAAGGCCAAUCCCCAUCAACAACCCUAAUUUCAUAGAAACCACUAUAUAUGCCGCAUGUUUGAUGUUCUUGGAAGAGGAAGAAGAAGAAGAAGAAUCAAGUGUAUCAUUUGCUGUAGAACCUAAUUAAUAUGGAGAUGAUGAAGAAAGUGAGAUAGAUAUAUAGUGGUAGAUGAUGGAGAAGGAUUUUGAGGCAAAUUUAAAGCAAGAAGGUUGUGAUGAUGGGAAGAAGAACAAGGCGGCGGAGGAGAUGAGGAAAUUGGGUUCGAGCAGCACAACAUCGACAUCAUCAUCGUCAAGGCAAUGGGGGGGAGGGUUCAAGAACCCAAGAAUCGUGCGGGUUUCUCGAAGUUUCGGUGGGAAAGACCGGCACAGCAAGGUGUGUACCAUAAGAGGAUUAAGAGACAGGCGAAUUAGGUUGUCGGUUCCGACCGCCAUCCAAUUGUAUGACCUCCAAGAUCGCCUUGGUCUCAGCCAACCCAGCAAGGUUGUCGAUUGGCUCCUCGAUGCCACCAAGCUCGAGAUCGAUAAACUCCCUCCCCUCCCUUUCCCACCUUCUUUCUCCUCCUCAAUCUUCGAAAAUUCCAAUAAUAUCCUUCACCACCAACCACCCCUCCCCCCUCCCCACUUCUCCCAUCACGACGUGAUGAAAACCGGGAAAGAGAAAUGGAUCGGAGAAGAUGAUAACAGCCAAGACGGUGGAGCUGGAGCUUUAGCUUUAGCAGCUGCCUAUAAUAAUAAUAAUAAUAACGUUGUACCUCAGAAUUUCUUUCCUCAGAAAUGGAUCGAGCCCUUGGCGCCGCCUCCGCCGCCCUACUACCAUUGGGAGCCUUCCACCUUGUCUUUAGCACAAUUUCACGAUUCCCACAACAACAAUAAUCCCAAUAAUAAUCUCUACUUUCCCUCUAUCCUCCCACCGCCCUAUAUGGCGGCGGCCCCAGACUUCCAUCACUUGCUCACCACAACAACCUCGACUUCCUCGCUAACCGACAACAACCAUAAUCAUCUAGAAAAGAGCAGCCGCGGUUCUUAGUACAUGAUGAUCAGGGAUAUCUAUAUUUUCUUAGGAAUCAUCGGAUUAUAUAUAUAUAUGUAUUGAUGAAGGGCCGGGCUUUGUGUCAGAGUACGAAGAUGAUGAGGAUGAUGAUUACAUUUUCCGGUGUACGAACAGAUCAGAUCAGAUCAGAUGCACUAUAUACAUAUACAGUAAGACACAUUUAUAUGUAUAUCCGGUAUGUUGAAUUUAUAUAUAUAUGUAUAUUUUUUGUUAAUUUCAUUUUCAACGAAAUUAAGACAGAUUAUAUUAA
This is a messenger RNA of Ipomoea triloba (trilobed morning glory), 1473 nucleotides long. Its product is annotated as transcription factor TCP17-like. The transcript has 2 exons. Gene Ontology annotation, molecular function: DNA-binding transcription factor activity; sequence-specific DNA binding. The coding region runs from base 339 to 1199 and encodes 286 amino acids. The record is from RefSeq and is a predicted model, not a curated record. Lineage: Eukaryota; Viridiplantae; Streptophyta; Magnoliopsida; Solanales; Convolvulaceae. Gene Ontology annotation, cellular component: nucleus.